Closterium sp. Naga37s-1 is the source of this 1029-nucleotide messenger RNA. The record is from the annotation of a GenBank genome assembly. Lineage: Eukaryota; Viridiplantae; Streptophyta; Zygnematophyceae; Desmidiales; Closteriaceae.
AUGGAGACUUCUUUGGGGACGUCGGAGGAAUUUCCCGCAGGUCGGUCGCGUAGGCCCAAACGACCGCCUGAGUAUCUGCGAAAGGAGUAUCAGUUGACCGGUGUGGCUAGUGCGGCCCAUGGUGCAUCGCAAGUCUCGCCGAAUGCGGCGGUCGCGUCUAGCGUCGGUGCGGGCGAUGAGGAUGUGGGUAACGAUGGCGAAGGGGAGGUUGCGCCUGUCCGAUCCAAGGCUGUUGCUUCCUUUAUGGCCGAAGAGCCUAGCGCGGCAAAAGGAAAGGCUGCGGCGGCUCCGCCUAAACCAGUGCCUGACAACCCUUUUGCGGCGAUGCCGUGCGGAUCUGCGCAGCCGGCAAGUGGAUCUCGUCGGGAUGAGACGGUUGCCGAUGACGCCGUCGUGAUUAGCCGCGCCGAGCUCGAGGCGCUGAAGACGGCGAGAGACGACGGCGAGCGUCGGAUUGCGCGGCUGGAGGCGCUGCUGUUGGCCAGAGACGAUCCGAAAACGCAGAACAAGAGGCCGAGGGGUCCGAGGGAGGAACGGGCGCACGGAGAUGCGCGGCCGCGCAAGCGCAGGCGGGGCGAAUCGGGCUCGGAGGACGCGACAUCGGAGGAGGGAGAGGAAGAUGAUGCAGAAGCGGAGCCAGUGAGGGCACGCCGUGUGGUCCGGCGGCGCCACAUGACAGUGUCGAGCUUACCCAUACUUCAGGAGGCAUUUGAUUUCCUGCCGUCCGGAAAAGCAUGGAAGGUUACGGACACGGUUCUUAACUGGGACAAGCGCAAGGCCCGCCUAUCAAACUCUGCUGGUGGCAACGCGGAGGUGGUGAACGGCCUCCACCAGGUCGCCGAAGGGGCAGUGGCGCAGGCGAUCCAAGACUUCAAGCCCAAGUACGAUGCUGAUGCACAGGCGUGGGUCUGGGGGGAGCACGGGCUGAUGCUGUCCUCGUGCGGGCUAGAGCACUUGAUUCCAGGCCGUUACGCGCAGAGGGCGCCAAUUGUGGAGGAAGGUGGUUCGGUUUCUCUGGGCACUGACUGA